GGUCAUGCGUGUAGCAAAUACAUCAGUCCCAUGGGUGUGUGGAUAGAGCCGGAUUGAGGUUUAAACCGUGGGCAAAACCAAGCCAAAGCUUCCCAGCACGUUGGUCACCGCUCGCGCUCACGGUGGCCCGUCCGCCGUCGCAUCGGUUCCCUCCGGUAGAACAUGCUCAGUCCGCGUGAGUUACCUGGUGCCUGAGUUCCCUCGCUCUCUCUCUCCCUCCCUCGCUCUUUCUGGAGAACAUGGACAGAGUGCGAGAGUAUCUAGGGUCGAGCAGCCAUGAAUUGGAAACUCCGGUUUUUGAACACCGAGCCGGAGAAGAACCGAGUUUCUUCGAGGCCUUCAUCUUGAAGGGCAUCAGAGUGGAGGAGAUCCGACCCGGGUUCUUCUCCUGCUCCUUCCGUGUUCCUUCACGUCUUACGGAUGCUUCGGGAAAUCUAUCGGCAGGAGCCAUCGCUGAUCUUGUUGAUGAGGUGGGAGGUGCCGUUAUCUAUACCCAUGGCCAUCCCAUGAAAGUCUCGGUUGACAUGUCUAUCACAUACCUCUCACAGGCCAAGGCCCAUGAUGAGUUAGAGAUCUCCUCAACUGUGCUAGGACAUAAAGGGGGCUAUUCAGGAACUCGGGUCGAGCUCAGAAACAGGGCUACUGGUGAGCUUGUUGCAGAAGGCCGGCACUCGUUGUUUGGUAAAUUGAAGAGCAAGAUCUGAUCUUCUUCAUUGUACUUGCUUCAUGGUGUCUGUUUUCUCAAGAAAGUUGUUGCUAAAAAGAACUAUAACCUUGUCAUUCUUAUCACACGUCUCGUGAUAGCAGUUGUAAGUGCCAUCUCCAUCUUUGGUGAGGGUAGUGUAGUUUAUUUGUCUAAUAAGUACUUUGAACUCGAUUGUUUUGGUCAGUAUGGUUCCUAUUUAUAUCUCCUGUAAAAAUAAAGUAGGGAGAAACUUUUAAGCUGCCGCA
Molecule: messenger RNA, 951 nt
Organism: Nymphaea colorata (pocket water lily)
Lineage: Eukaryota; Viridiplantae; Streptophyta; Magnoliopsida; Nymphaeales; Nymphaeaceae
Exons: 3
Coding region: 240-704 (154 amino acids)
Molecular function (GO): fatty acyl-CoA hydrolase activity
Source: RefSeq, a predicted model, not a curated record